Messenger RNA from Branchiostoma belcheri (Belcher's lancelet), 3665 nucleotides. Its product is annotated as TBC1 domain family member 2B-like. The record is from RefSeq and is a predicted model, not a curated record. Bases 125 to 2899 code for a protein of 924 amino acids. NCBI's taxonomy places the organism in Eukaryota, Metazoa, Chordata, Leptocardii, Amphioxiformes, Branchiostomatidae. The transcript is spliced from 13 exons.
UAAAUGGCCUUCGACCUUUUGCAGUAGCGGGAAGUUGAGCUCAGCUUCCGCAGUAGAAUAGCUUUUAGUUUCACGACUGGAUUUCGGGUCACUUCCGCAGGCCAUCUUUGUGACAGUAAGAAUCAUGGAAGGAAAUUUGUUGGACUUGGAUGUUCCUGUAGUUUCCAAGGAUGUCUCAAAAGAUUCCACCGAGCCCGAAGUCCAGAAAACGGAAGUUAUACACUCGGACCCACUACCAAAACUCUCUGGCUAUCUGAACAAGAAAGGCGACAGAGGACUGGUGAAAGUUUUCAGACAGCGCUGGUUUGUCUAUGAACCUAGAAGAUGUCGUCUGUAUUACUACAAGUCAUCUGAAGAUGCGACGGCGCUGGGGUCCAUCGACAUCGCCGGAGCUUCCUUCUCGUUUGAGCAGGGAGAGCAGGGGAGGGCGGGGCAGUUUGAGAUCAGCUGCGGGGACCGCACGUUCGUCCUACAGGCUGCUGACCACAGCACCAUGAUGUUCUGGCUGCAGGAGUUACAGCUGAGGAGAAGACACUACAGUCAACUGCGCACCAGUAUGGCCAGGACAAUUUCCACAUCAGCCAUGGCCUCAGCAUCAGUCUUACCACCCAGAAGUGGCUUACUGAAGCAGCAAAGUACGAGUACCCAAAAAGCAGAACCAUCAGUUCACUACCAGACAGUGGCUCCCCUGAUAACCAUUGAUGAAACCUCCAGAGGGGUUGCGACUGUGAGUCCUAACGUCUGCCUCCCUUCUGACAAUGGUUCCGAUACAAAACAUUGGUCAUCAGAAAUGGAGAACAGGAACAGUGAGCACCAGGGUAACACCAAGGUCAUGACCUCACAGCCACCUCCCUCUCCAACAAGGUCAGGGGUCAACAGGAUGACUGGUUUCGCCAGCUCCAUCAAAAAGAAACUGUCCGGCAACCGUGCAGUCCCUCAAAGUGAGAACAGUACAGGAAGUGUUCCCCACAGCCAGGAAAGCCUGUUGACACUUCAAGAUAAAGUGGAAACGCUGGAGCAGGAGUUGGAGGCGAACCAAAAAGUCAUCAAAAUUCUCCACGAGCAGCUGUCAGCGGCGCAACAGGAGAAGAGGUCAAGCGACCAUUUUGUGCAUGCAGGAAGUGAGAAGGAGAGACUAGAGCUGGUGCGACAGAAAGAUAGACAGCUGGCAGAGCUUCAGAAACAGCUGAGCCAGACAAAGAUGGAAAAGGAAGACAUCAGGCUGGACCUGAAGUGCAGUGAAACGUCGGUACAGGAACUGAAGGAACAACUGCUGAUGUUUCAGGAGAUGCUGCAGGCCAAGGAUCAGGUCAUCAUGCAGCUGACCCACCAGGUGGACGACCUUGAACAUGGCCAGGCUGUUCCAACUGGUCACUCCGAGGACAGCAGCCAGGAGCCUACCCAGCCACACAACAUCCCAGUCAGUACCACGGGCUGGCUGGACGAUACCCAGAACCUCAAGGAUUCACUAGAGGCGUUCCAGACCCAAAACAGGUUCCUGAACAACGAGAUCUUGGAGUUGAACUUGUUGAGAAAUGAUGAUGCAACAAGGGAACAGGUUCAUUUGGAAAAGAUGGCUGAACUGGAGGCCAAGUAUUACCAGAUCAAGAGUAAGUACCUGCUGCUGCUGAACGAGCUGCACACUCCACAGCGGGGAGGGGAGGAGAACAAGACUCAGGAGGUCAUCUCACAACUCCUGGACGAGGCUAUCAACGUGGAGGGGAACGAACCAGUGGAGACAGUCGGGAGGCUGCAGCCCUUAAGGGAAGAAAAGUUUGAUCGUUAUGGGUUCAGCAUGGAGGCAGAUCUGGAGGAGGCCAACCCUGUGGUCAGCAGGGCUGGGUCAUUACAGAGACGGUCAGAGGAAAUCCAGGCCAGGACCGUAGAGGAAAACAUAUCCAUCGGUGUGAAAUGGGAGAACUACUUUGCCAAUAUCGGGAACCGUGACCUUGUGCGCCUGCCUGAGUUGAAAUCCCUCAUCCGUGCUGGCAUCCCGUACGAGUACCGGGAACGGAUCUGGAACUGGUGCGUCCGUCUUCGUGUCCAGGACAGCAGGAACCAGGCUGACCUUGCAUCACCCCAGCAGUCCCACUACCAACACCUGCACAUCACCAACAGGGGCAAGUUCAACCCUGCCGGCAAACAGAUCGAGCUGGACCUGAUGAGAACCCUUCCCCACAAUGUGCACUAUGGGUCCAUGGAGAGUGAGGGGAUCCAGAAGCUCCGCCGGGUACUGGUGGCGUACAGCUGGCACAACCCCGCCAUCGGCUACUGUCAGGGGCUGAACAGGAUCGUGGCCAUCGCCCUGCUCUUCAUGACGGAGGAGGACGCCUUCUGGUGCCUGGUGGCCAUCGUGGAACACAUCAUGCCUCAGGACUACUUCAGCAAGACUCUGGCGGGUUCUCAGGUGGACCAGAGGGUCUUCAAGGAUCUCUUGAAGGAGAAGUUACCACACCUGUCCAGUCACCUGGAUAACAACAACGUGGACCUGUCACUCGUCACCUUCAACUGGUUCCUCACCAUCUUUGUGGACGGAAUGCCGAGUGACACCAUGUUGAGAAUUUGGGAUGCCUUCCUUUACGAGGGUUCAAAGGUCCUGUUCCGCUAUGCUCUGGCUUUCUUCAAAGCCAGUGAGGAGACCAUCUUACUGCAGAAGGACUACAUGUCCAUCUUCAAGUUUCUGCGCCAGAUGCCACAAACCAUGGUCGACACAAGACGCCUGGCCCAGAUUGCGUUCCACGACCUGAACCCGUUCCCAAGACGAAACAUAAAUGCUCGGCGUGCGUUCCAUAAGGAGAACGUGUGGGCAGAACUCCGCGAGCUUGACGCCAUCCGGGAAGACUUCACCAGUUCUUACGAACAGAGAACAGCAGACUGUCUCAGUGAUGAUGAGUCGUAACGACUAGAGGGAAUUUGUUAUCCGGAGUGCUCUGCACUGCUGAGAGUUGAACUCUUUCUUUAAAAACACUUUUGAAAGUGGAUCUCACAACAGCAUCAAGGUCUUCCACUUGUCUUGCUGGUACUGGUAAUAGCUUUUUGUACCAGUAUUUGGCAUGUUAUCUAAGAUUUUAAUAAUGUUGGAAAAGAACAUCUGACCCUCUCUUGCCUUGUUGCUGGAUAAACAAUAUUAAAUAGCUUUGUGCCUUAUUCCUGCUACAUAACCAGACUUUAUUUUCAAGAUUUUCAGAUAAAGAUAUUCAAUUUGAUUUGAUUUACAAGGUAUAUCAUUGAUCUGAAAUAAGGUUAACAUUUUCUUAGAUUUUACUUUGAAGGAUGUGCUCAAUCAAGAUUUCAGUAUAUUUCCACAUGUCAUAGAUGAUAUUAUUCAUAUUUUAUGAUUUUGAUAAAAUAACAUGAUGGGAUGUCCUUUGGGAGCAAUUAAGGAUAUCUGCAAUAUUAUAAUGAUAAGAAAGAAAACAUUAUGACUUAUAUUUCAAUGAAAGCUUGUUGGUGAGUGCCUUGCUUUGUGUAUGGAACUCGCAUAUGAAAACUUCAUAGAACAUUAUGACUGUUAUAGCAAUGUGUGCAAUUCUGUUGUCAGUGCCUUACAUUAAGGCAACUAAUGUACUUUAACAUGUACAUGUCAUUCACAAGCUCUGUUUAAGUUACAAUUAAGUUUGUUUACACAAGUUAUGUUUCAGAAAUAGAAGAGGAAUGUAAAUAGU